AUGUUCGCCCGCGCCGUUAUCAUCGCCGCCGCCGUCGCGCUCGCCACCGCCCACGCCCAGCCCGAGGGAUCCGACUACGCACCUUACGACCCGUACCAGCAGGACAACAGCUACGACGUCGAGUACAAGAAGCCCGAGUACGGCUACAAGGAGAGCGCCUACGACAAGGCGUACGACUACGCCUUCGAGCACUACGCGCACGAGGCCAAGGAGGACAAGCGCAACAACUACGAGGCGCCCGCGUACGAGCCGGAGUACCAGCCCGAGUACACGGCACCGGAGUCGGACUACCAGCCCGAGUACGAGCCUGAGUACAAGCCGGAGUACGAGCCAGAGUACAAGCCCGAGUACGAGGAGAAGCCCGCCUACCAGGCGGAGGCCAAGCCGUGCGACGACUACUCGUGCUACUCCGACUCUGAGUACGUCCCCGCGCCCGUCAGCGACUGCAACAAGGGCGACCUCCAGUGUUGCAACCAGGUUCAGCCGGCGAACACCGUCGACUUCGAGCAGUUCGCCGACUCCGAGGUCUACGAGCUCAUUCCCAACAUUCUCCGUGGCUCCAACGCUCCUGUCGGCCUCGCGUGCUCGCCCAUCAUUAACGACUUGUCUGGCGGCGCGCAGUGCAACCAGCAGACCGUCUGCUGCGACGGCGGCCACUUCUCCGGCCUCUUCUCCGUCAACUGCAACGCCUUUAACGGCGGCAGCCAGAGCGCGGGCAUCUUCUAA
Messenger RNA from Peniophora sp. CBMAI 1063, 726 nucleotides. Lineage: Eukaryota; Fungi; Basidiomycota; Agaricomycetes; Russulales; Peniophoraceae. The record is from the annotation of a GenBank genome assembly.